AUGAAUGAUAAAGAAAAAGAAUUAUGCCCCCGUCUAAUAGACUUUUUGGUUGUUGUUGGAAAAAGGAACCGGACUAGAGGAGCCAGUCAAAGCAGUCCAGAUGCGAUCACAGAUUCCACAGUCACCUAUCCUGAAAUAUUAAGGAGAUACCCUACUGAUGACCACAAGGAUUUCAUCCUUCCUACAGAUGUAACGGUUUUCUGUCAACCAGAGGGUUGCACCACUACAAGUGCCCGCAUCAGGAAAAACAGUCGAAAUGAUCCCCAAUUCUUCGUUUUCAUGCUGACAGAAAAAGACUCUGCAAAAAUCCGUUAUGGGAUAUGUCUCAACUUCUACCAAUCAUUUGACCGACGUUCUACGCCACGAGAUGAAGCAAAACGACUUCCAGAUGAAGCACACCAUAAAAAACGUGACACUCAAGUCUCUUUGACGAGUCUCUGCUUCAUUUCACAUCAUCCAUUUGUCUCAAUUUUUCAUCAAGUACUUCUUUUAUUGAAACGCAUCAUUGACAGCGCCAACCAUCGAGCUGCGCAGAGAACCGGACUGAAAGAUAUUGUGUGGGCUAUUCUUACGGGUCAUUAUAAUGAACCCAUUGUUCCGGAAGUAAUGAAAGAGAUCAAAGAAGUGGAGACAUGGAUUUUGAUGUUGCUGAGCUCCCCAGUCCCAGUUCCUGGUAAAACCAAAGUUCAAAUUGAGGUGAUGCCGAUAGAUCUGUCCCAAGUGUUUGAAUUUGCUUUACCGGAUCAUACACGGUUUACACUGAUUGACUUUCCCUUGCACAUUCCAUUUGAAAUACUUGGAAUUGAAAUGGCUCUGAGAGUAUUAACAGCUGCUAUGCUGGAAUUUAAGAUUGUCAUUCAGUCCCGGAAUUACAAUGCAGUUAGUAUGUGUAUCCUUUCAAUAGUGGCUCUCCUUUAUCCUCUGGAGUACAUGUUUCCUGUCAUACCUCUUCUCCCGGCGUACAUGCCGUCUGCUGAGCAGCUUCUUCUUGCGCCCACUCCAUUCUUGAUUGGAGUGCCUUCAUCAUUCUUCCAUCAUCGUAAAAUUAGAGAGCUUCCGUCAGAUGUCAUUCUAGUGGAUCUUGACACAAAUUGCCUUCAGGUACCGGAUGAUUUGUACAUCCCAGACCUACCUGAGCCAGAUGUCACACAGUUGAAGGAGAAACUGAAAAAUGCUAUUAAUAGAAUGACAACGAUGACAGUGGACAACGAGAACAGUGUCACAGACGCAGACUUUGGAAUUGAUAUUGACAGUGUGGAUGUUGCUUGCAGAGUUCAAUUCUUCAAUUCUGCCAAUGUCUUCGGCAAUUUCAGUGAGCACACAAGAACUCUCCGCCUGUACCCAAGACCAGUUGUAUCUUUACAAACUGAUUCGUUCUUACGAAGUCGUCCACAAUGUACACAAUUCAUCACCGAUCUGUGUCGUACCCAGGCAGUGGAAUAUUUUGCGGAAUGCUGUCUCUGUCCGAAAAAUGAGACAUUUGUGAGAGUGCAAGCUGGAAUUGAGAGUGCAGAACAAGUUGGAGAUAAACCAAAGUGGUUUAGUGAAGCACUCAUGCCAGUUCAUUUUACGGUGUAUCCAAGUAAUUCAACGCUAGAUUCGGCGGUCCGUGUGUAUAACACAGAAGUCGAUGUGGAUGAGUAUGAAGAAGACAGUGCAACAUCUACAGAAAACUCCAAUAGUAUUGAUGACUUGGUAUUUGAUGAGAAUCAGUCUACAGAUGUUGGAGGAGAAGUCACCAAACCACUCGCGGAAGUCAAUUACAUUUAUAAGGAGCCAAUGACUCUAGAGCUACCACAAAGUGAAAGUGCAGUUUCUAUAGACAGCUCCUUGAGCAGUGGACGGAGCAGUCCGGAUUCUUCUCUUUCAACCUCUGCAGUGGAUAGUGAAGCCGAUUUCGCAAGACUUGCUGAUAACCUUGCUCUUAAGUCCAAUUCCCAAGGAGCAUUCUCGUUCGAUCACGGCAGUGACUCUGAAUAUGAAUCCACACCAGUUUCUCAAAGACGAAAAACUAUUCAUAACCCGGGCAGUGAAGCAUCUGAUACACCGACUAGUAGAGGGUCUAUCAAAUCUGGAUUGAGAAUGAAAGGUCUUUCCUCACUGACGGAUUCUGGAGAAAAGGUUCUGGGACCAUCUUUCAUGAAUGCAAUCAAUGGAUAUGCGGAGAAAAGCCAGAGUGUAUUCAGUCAAGUCAUUAAUAAAACAGCUCCAAGGGCUCAAGCUUUAAAAGAGAGGACAAUGAAGCCAAUUGCAACUAAAAUUGAGCAAAGCCAACAUAUCGUGAGAUCCAAAGCACUUCCUAACCCAACAAGCCAACAAACUGCUAAUCAACAGAGCAAAAACCAACAGACCGUAAAAGAAUUUUGUGACCAAGCAUUAGCUGGACAGAGCGUAGGAAUGUUCUCAGCUCCAAAGCUACGAAGAUUAAUGGAGGAUGAAAGUCUCAGAGAAUUGGUUUGCUCUAAGCUGAAUUUGGGAUUAGAAGUGAAGCUGUCCGAAGAUGAAUUUGUUAAAGAAGUGCAACUAACAAAAGGACAGUUCAAAGCAUACGUCAAAAUCCUGAAAGCAUGUCUGGAAGGUAUCGAAGUCUCUUUCAACACACCUGGCUGUUGUGGUUUUGCAUCAGUCUUCCACGUACUCGAGAUUGCUCACACACAUUAUUGGGCAAUGGGUGGUGGGGACGCAAUCACUCCAAGUAGUUCGGCGCCUAGCACCAUGACGACUCCAUCAGAGCACUCCAAUGACAUUCUAAAAGAAAGCAUAUCCCGUCCAAAGCUUCCUGCUUCUACUAUCGACCUUCGUACCCCAACGAAACCUCUUGGAAAUAAUGUCACUCCUACCGCAACUGAAACCCCAGAAGUUCCUGCGUCUAAUAAACCACCAAGUCUUCCACCACCAAUUCCUCCUCGUGAAGCCCCACCAGUUCCAAAAAGAAAUCCACCACCUCCCGGUGCUCCACCAAAAUUACCAGAUGCAGCGAGAGCGCCGCCACCACUACCACCUAGACCAAAAGUGAAAACAACAGCUCCUCCAACAGAAACUUUUGAGCCUAACAAUGAGCCAGCUCAACCAAGCUCUCCAAGUUUCCCUGCAGAUGCAGAUGAGCAAACAAAACCACUGCUGAAACCGGUGCCUCCAACAAGUCUUCCGGUUGGCAAACAGGAGCCUUGUAAAGUUCUUCCAACACCAAAUGAGCCAGUGAGACACUACAUUUAUCAAGAACUGAUAUUAGCCGUGCAACACCAAAUAUGGCAGAAUCUUCAGUUUUGGGAAAAUGCGUUUGUGGACCUUGUAGCUCAAGAAAGAGAGAUAGUUGGUAUGGAUCAAGAGCCAUCAGAGAUGAUUGACAGGUACUCCGCCUUAAACGACUCUGAAAAGAAGAGACUGGAGUUAGAAGAAGAUCGUCUCCUAUCCACUUUACUGCAUAACAUGACUGCCUAUAUGAUUAUGUGUGGAACAGGCCAGAGAGCACUUCAACAAAAAGUGCGACGACUUCUGGGCAAGGCUCAUAUUGGCUUAGUGUGCUCGAAGGAGAUUAACAAGCUUCUUGACGAAUUGCCUUCUACUCAAGGAAAUUUCAUUCCAUUAAAACCUCUUGGAAGUCGGCUCGUGCAAAAGCAAUCAUUCACUGUGUGCCCAGGACCAAAUGCAGAUGGUCAGAUGAUGUUUAUGGAGGUUUGCGAUGAUGCAGUGGUGUUACGAUCGAUCACUGGCGCAGCGACAGAACGAUGGUGGUAUGAACGUCUUGUUAACAUAACGUAUUCUCCAAAAACCAAAAUACUUUGCCUCUGGAGACGACAUGACGAUAAAUGUCGAGAGCUCUAUCAAUGCAUGAAAGCAGCAAUGGAAAGAGCCGCCGCGAGAGGAAAAGUAAAUGUGGAAGGUAGAGCGCUAGGAGGUGAAUUCCCAGUCCACGACACAGAAACCAAUCAAGGAGGAUUGCUACAAGUUCGUUGUGAUGGUGUUGCAGUUAUAUUUGCUCACAGUCAGAUAUUUAUUGGUCUCUCUAAUAUCAAAAAGUGCAACACAUUCGGAGGAAAUGUAUUCCUUCUGGAAGAAUUUGACCGUAAGAAAGGAGAAAUCAUUCAAAGGAGAUACUUCUCUCAAAUGGCAGAUCAAAUUUGCUAUGCAGUUCUUUGUGUAUUCUCCCUAGCAGCUGCUGGACAUAAAAAAGAAGAGCAUAGUAAAUAA
Messenger RNA from Caenorhabditis remanei, 4191 nucleotides. RefSeq lists its product as uncharacterized. Gene Ontology annotation, cellular component: cytosol. NCBI's taxonomy places the organism in Eukaryota, Metazoa, Nematoda, Chromadorea, Rhabditida, Rhabditidae. Gene Ontology annotation, molecular function: guanyl-nucleotide exchange factor activity. The transcript has 19 exons. Bases 1 to 4191 code for a protein of 1396 amino acids. Gene Ontology annotation, biological process: regulation of Rab protein signal transduction; regulation of apoptotic process. The record is from RefSeq and is a predicted model, not a curated record.